GUGUUGUAUGUAUUGUAUGAACAUGCUUCGGGUUAUGCUGUCUUUAAAGUUGUUAGCCAAGAAGAGAUCGGUGUUCUGUUACCUGAAGUGCAAGAAGCUGUCACUGAUCUUUCUCGAUUCGGAAAGUUAGUGAAACUAGCAGCAUUUUCGCCGUUUAAGUCGGGAGCCAAUGCUUUGGACAACAUCAACUGCAUAUCAGAAGGUUUGUUGUCUUCAUAGUUGGAAAGGGAUUCAGUGGAAAACGCAGACUGCGGCUAUAAUUGUAUGCAAAUGAGUACUUGACAACAUGGUCGUAUUGUUUUCUAACCUUAGAAACCUUAGUCCGCAGUCAGUCCGCAGUCUUCAUUUUACACUGCCCCGUUGGAAAGGUUAUAGUUGCUGAAAUUCGAAUGAUCAAAAUGCAAAUCAUUGUGUUGAAAUUUGCACUGUUUGAUCUACAUUUUUAUGAUCAAUUUGUUAAUUAACGCGAACCAAUCGCCUAUUACUUGAAUUAUGCACUCGCUUGGUCGUCCUUUAUUCUAGGUAGAAAGCUAUAGUAAGUAAAGCUGGCCACUUAUAUACAGGGCUAUCAACCCCCUACUUCUUCGAAUAUAAGGCUGAUUUAGCAACAGAACGGGAACGUCAGCUGACGACGGUGCAUGCAAAUCACACAACUGGCUUGAACAAUGGCAGAGUGACAAAUUGGGCACCUGAAGGCAAGUUUAGUCCUGUCCACGCACUUUCCUGUUGUCAAAUGAUGUCCCCAUUCUGUUGCUAAAUCAGCUUAUUGAGAAUUGUUGGGAAGGGAUGAUAGAUGAUGUCACAACGCAUGGCACAUGAUGUCAUUUGUGCAAAAAAUACUCAUUGGUUCUCUCCGCACAGGCCAAAACAUUUGACCUGAUUGGGUUACUUCCCACCAAUCACGUUAUUAUGUGACAAUGGCAUACCGGCCGGUUUAUGAGGAAACGUGUGAUGUUAACAUUAAAAUAGCUCAAACAACGCAAAGUAUUUGAAUUUUAUUGUCAGAAAGUCAAGGCUACUGAAGAAAGGGUAAUCUUUGGCAAUUAUCCAGGAGAUACAGUUCAAAAACUGGAGUCUCCCAGAUUAUCCUGGGGAGUGGACGGCACUGUAUAUACCCCCUCUUGGAUGCAUUGUAACAAAAGUUUUGUGAAAAAUUGCCCAGACUGUAACAUACACUGUUCAAAGUGAUUUUGUCUUGCACUGUUUUCAUUACAGCUGACAUUUAAUGAAUCAAGAUGCACUGAUUGUUGCAUCAAUAUGGGGACCAAUAAGGGAGUUGUGGAAGGCUUACAUGUGCAAAUAUCACCUGCUUCUGUGGGCUAUAUUGAUGGUUAUUUUCUGGCACAAUACAUCACAAGUCAUUUGAUUGUUAAUUUUUAUUGUUAUUUAAUUCCUAUCAAUUAGGUAUCAUUCACGAUGAUCUCAAGACGUUUCUGGAGGCAAAUGUACCAACUGGCAAGAAGAAAAGCAAAGUUCUUCUUGGAGUGGGUGACUCGAAACUUGGUGCAGCCAUUCAGGAAACAGUUGACAUCCACUGUGAAUCUGGUGGACUGGUACUUGAAGUUCUCAGAGGGAUACGCUUUCAUUUUGAGAAGAUGAUCAAGGGAUUAACUGGGCCAAUGGCAGCCAAAGCUCAGCUGGGCCUGGGGCACAGUUAUUCCAGGGCAAAAGUGAAGUUUAAUGUUCAUCGCGUCGACAACAUGAUCAUUCAGUCUAUCAGCUUGCUGGAUCAGCUUGACAAGGACAUUAACACUUUUUCCAUGAGAAUAAGGUAUAUUCAGUACCUCUUUUUGUUUUGAGUUUGUCUUUUAUGGUUAAACUGUUCAGCUUAUCAUGUGGAGCAAAUUAUGCAGGUACAUCUUUCAGCAGAGGCACUCAGUGGAUUUGUGCUCUAUGACCAAAUAAGUGUGCACCUCCGUUUUUGUAAAUGUAUAUAAUAUUCAUUUUACAAAAAUACACACACCCGUAGUUAGCAAGAGCUACUUGAUGAUGUGGUGGCAAGCAGUGGCUACACAAAAUAUUUAUGUAAAUAAGAGAAUAUUAAAUACUUUUAAGGACCAAAGGGAAAAAAUAAUUUAAGUAUGUAAUACAUUAAUGUACAACCAACAUUAUGACACUGUGAAGGGCAAACAUAAAAAGCUGAGGUUUCAUGGUUUUUUCUCUGUUAAAUCAGGGACAUCAAUAACAAUUUAUUUUCUUGUGAAAGUCUGUGAAGUAAAAUUUGGUGGAUAUUAGUUUCAACAUUGUACAGUAUUUGGACAGUGGAAGCAUUUAAUUUGGGCAUGGUUGUUAAUGAAAGCACUUGAAAUAUCAUUGAAAUGUUAAUGUUGAUCUAGUUUUGUUUUCUUAUUUCAUAACAGAGAAUGGUACUCUUACCACUUCCCCGAGCUUGUUAAAAUUGUUUCUGAUAACUACAUGUAUGCAAAGACUGCUCAAUACGUCAAGUCACGUAAGGAUUUCACUGAAGACAUGCUUGAAGGCCUAGAAGAGAUAGUAAUGGAUUCAGCAAAAGCCAAGGCAAUUUAUGAUGCUUCUAAAUCGUCAAUGGGUAAGUCAACUGCUAGUGUGUACGUUGCAUGUUACAGGUUAAAAUUAAAUUCAUGUAAAAAAAACUUUUAACCUAGGUUGAUUAUCAGUCUCCUUUGUCUCCUAGCCCUAAUUAUUCAUGAAUUACAGUAGGACUAGGAGACUAGCUAUGGAAAUCAAGAAUCAACCUAGGUUAAAAAGUUUAACUUGAAUUCAAUUUUAACCUGUAACAUGUACAUGUAAUAGUUUACACAAUCACAGUGGGGUGUUGAUGUCUUCUUAUUCAUGAGGGCUGUUGAUUUCAAUUGUGUGUUACACGUAUCUCAUUUGCAUGAAUAUCCUGGCAUAUCUUAGAACUGUAUCGCCUUAGUGAUUCAAGGCAAAAUUAAAUUUGCAUACAGCUUUCAUUGGUUGGAAGAAUAAUGCAAAUCGAGAGCAAGUGAAUUUGGAACUAAAAAAUAUAUUAAAGCUGUUUUCCUGAACAUUACUUGCCAUGAUGAAUAAUAUUGUUGUAGUAACAAGACUCUUUUCAAAUCCCUGAACUUUUUACUUUGAGCUUUGAAGUCGAUGUAAUGCAGCAUCUAAUGCAGGUCUAUUGUGAGCCAUUCAAUCACUGCUAGUUGUUGUUAACAAAAUGGAAUGUGAGCUGAUUUUUUCAAUAUUUUAUCUUAUUGCUUCUACGUAUUUUCUUUUUGGUUGUUGUUGUUUUUCUUUAAAUAACCUUAUAGGGGAAGCACAAUUACUGGUAACCCAGAAAUUUUUGUUGUGUCCCACAAAUAAGGACAGAAACAAGUCAUUUGAACAUAAACAUAACAAGGUUAAGAAUCCCAACUUACUGGAGACAAACCAGUUGGCUAUUUACAAGCGUGGCCAAGGAUUGCACUUUCAGUGCUCUAACCACUCGGCAACGCUGCCUUCCCUUUUUUUAAACUCUAAUGUUCCUGUCUGUUUCAAGUAGUUUCAGCCCUUUUAUGUGUGUAUACAUUAUAGUUUAAAAAUUACAAAAAGACAAAGGAUGUCACAUGACCUGAAAUGAGGAAACAAAGAGAGUAAAACAUCUGUUAAGAGAAAAUGAGUAUCUACUUACACAGCUGCACUAGUCAAAGAACCUUUUUAAAUAAAUUCAUUCCGGGCGAUAAUUUUUCUGAGUCAUCCAACUUUCCUUUUUCUUGAUGACUGACAAAUUGAUCUUAUUAUCUUUCCCCCCAUAGGAAUGGAUAUCUCACCAAUUGAUUUGAUAAACAUCCAGACCUUUGCAUCACGAGUGAUAGGCCUUGCCGAAUACAGAAAAAGUCUCCAUUCCUAUUUGGUGUCUAAAAUGAAUCAAGUGGCCCCUAACUUGUCCGCUCUCAUUGGAGAACAGGUAUUUACAAUUUUUCUGUCUUCAUCAGUUAACAACUAGCCUGCAUAGCAUGGCAGUUUUGGUUGGGCACACUAAAUAAUAAAGGCAGGCAAGGGUAGAGCAGCCACGAGGAGAUUGGGGUGGAAGCAACUUGAAAAACCAAGUAUUUAUGUUUCUCGUGGAUUCACUGCUUGUUCGUUUUUGCGGCUUCACCACUCAGUCAUGCUCCGGAUGAAAUCGCCAUGCUAACAGGCGUAUUAACAACUGCAACUAGUUUGUUACUUGCGCUCUCUCAUCAGAGAACAUUUUUGUGUUAAGAAUUUUUUGUUAAGUGAACAAAAACUACUGUAACUUCUCUAUUAAACCCCCCUCCCCUCUCAAAUAAGUUUCCUCCCUUUAAUAAGCCCCCCCUCCCCUUCCCUAAUUAUUCUUCACUAAUAAAUGAUAGACUGUAUUAAUCCAUCACCAACUGUAAAGCGUCGUGUGGACUGAUCCGGGAUGGUUUAUUUACCAACGGAAAGCUCGGAUUUGAUUCUGAUCCUCGGCUGCAUGACCUUCAAUCUUCUUGUACCUGAGCUUUUCCACUUUGUAUCCUAGUUCUUUAUGGAGAACUGAUACCAUCAUCUUUUCUGAAUUAAAUAAGCCACCGUCUCUAUUAAGCCUCCCCCCCCCUCCCCCCUCAAAUGGGCUGGAAAUAAAUAAGCCCCCCAGGGGGGAUUAAUGGAGGAUUUACGACAUGAUAACAACCGCAAGAUGAUUUGUUGGUCUCUUUUCUCCGUGACAUGGUUCUGUAUGCCAUAUACAAUGGACGCUUGGCCAAUCAAAACUUGGGCUCCCUACGCUAAUCACCAUGGUAAGAAUAUAUCUGCAUACUUGUGAAUCAGAUACUUGUACAGACUCUCCACCAAAAUGCGGAGCUACUGAUAUCAUUAAGCUCAAUAAUGAUAUUGGUAAUGUUAAUGGAGAGGAUAAUGACUAAUCCAGCAAUGUUCUUUAUGUGUUAGGUUGGAGCACGGCUGAUUUCCCAUGCUGGUAGCUUGACAAACCUGGCAAAAUAUCCUGCUUCAACAGUUCAGAUCUUGGGAGCUGAGAAAGCCCUCUUUAGGUAAGGUUUGCUGAUAACUCGGGGGCACCCAACGAGAAUAUAGCUCAAAACCACUUAAACGUAACAUUGUUGAACGUAUUUUAGUAUUUCAACGGUAGAUAUCUAUAGGCAUAUUUUUAUCGCCUAAAAAUUUUCAUCUGUUCGGAUUUCCUAGCUGAAAGUCUAGUGAUCCGAAAACUAUAGGGAUCAAAACUUACCUUUUCGAAAAUUUCUGCCAGAAAAAAGGUUCCCGAAAAUUCUAGGUGACCUUUUCAGGAUAAAAAUCCGUUAAAAAUGGGCAAUUACACCAUUUUUUAGAUGUUCGAAAAUCCUAAGAGAGGCAGGCAAGCAAGAAAUUUUUCAACAAAUGAUCCGAAAAUUCUAGUUCUCAAAUCGUCUUCCGAACAGAUAUUUUCCGAAAAUUGACGUUGGGUGCCCCUGAUAACUGCUUGGGUCAACAAUGUUUUGAUAAAGGUAGUUUGCGCUCCGGUGUGUAGUGAAGUAAACAUGUUUUACCUUGAAGAUCUAAGUUCCUAACCUGAAACAGAACUGAAUUGCAAAUAUAAUAGAUCUUUAUUUUUCUUGUUAAAUGUCAUGGCUGUGUUGCCGAUUCAGCUCGCAUAGUGAUUCUCGCAACAUCUUGGAAGAUUUAGCAGAGACAACGCGACGACAUUGUCGACGGCACGCGCAGGUCUAUGAUCUGGCUCUACCAGUGGCUGAGUGGCAAAUUGAGCACCGGAAGUCGCGUUUAGGCCUUUCUGCACACUUUCCUGUUCUCGUUUGACGUUGAAAACGCGAGAAACGAUUCGCGAUUGAUAACUAACUUUUGAAUAGAACAUUGUACUUUUUAUGGAUGGAGCAAAACGAUUCGAAAACGUUAGUAAGGAUGCAAGUGAACAUAAGUGGAUGGCUAGAAAAAAGAAACCAGAUUUGCUGCAAAUAACUCUGCAAUUUUCUUGCUCUCUGCAGAGCUCUAAAGAAGAAAGGUAACACUCCAAAGUAUGGCCUUAUAUUCCAUUCAUCGUUUAUUGGCCGCGCUGGUACCAAGAACAAGGGCCGAAUCUCAAGAUACUUAGCAAAUAAGUGCUCUAUCGCCUCCAGGAUCGAUUGCUUCUCAGGUAACGUAUUUAUUGUACCAAGAACUUUGCUAGCAGAUACAUUAAAUGCCGAAAACUGCAGGGCAUAGGUCUUUUCUCUGUAACUUGCGUUAUUAUCAGUUGUACAAUAAACUAGCGUGAGAAAACAGCUGACGUUUCGCAAAGACACCACUUGUUCCCCCGCGAAAUGACAUCAGUGAGGAACGAACGCAGAAAUUCCGUUCUCAGAUCUGAAAUGAAUUUCUUUUUUAAUCGAAAUGAACAGGAGCUUAUGAGAUGAAAUGAUUUGUAAAUAGUGCUUUGACCGAAUAGUUUUUUUUGCUUCAGCGAAAUUAAUUGUAAAUAGGUACUAUUAUAAUAGCAAUAAUAAUAAUAAUAAUUAGCAAUUAUUGGACGAGGUUGAGCAAAAUAUCUUGAUUUGUCAGUGGCGAGCAGAUUAAUUAUUUGCCGAAGCGGAAGGCUGAGGCAAAUAAUUGAUCUGCGAGACACUGACAAAUAACAAUAUUUUGCGAUAACCGAGUUCAGUAACUGUUUUAUCAUUCGAUCACCGAGUUUGUUUUUUUAAUGAAUAUCCUCGGGAAGCGAAGCGAUCUGCCAUUUCCACGCAAGAGCGAUCGCAAGAAGGAGGAAAGCACGGUUCCUUAACGCAUAUGCAGAAUAUUAUUUGCAGCCAAACACUUAAAGCCAAACACAGUUGGACGGCAUUGCGCUUGAGCAGAUCAUUAUUUGUAGGCAGUUAUUUGCAGGUCACGUGGUAGGCUCUCGGCCAAUGAAAAGGAAGAAACAUUUGCAUCGAUUGAUAGUAAUAAUAAUAAUUAUUCUUAUUAUUACUAUUAGAGAUAUAUAUUAUAGCAAUAGAUUUAUAUCUCGUCUAAUGCAUCAGCACCCUAUCCGUAUUAUUAAAAUCAGCGCAUUGACAAUUAUUAUUAAUAUGGCGAAGACUUUCUAAAAAAACUCGUUUCUUUCGCCACUUGGUGCUUUACAGCUCAUCGUUUACGAAACAGUCAAAAUCAAUGAAUUAUCUUUCUUAGUUCCUUUAGAAUCUUCUUAAACGAUUGUGGGCCUUAAAUGAUGAAAGUAUAAUUUAAUUUUACGUGGAUUCAAGUGAAUGUUGGAAUUUGUGAUUUUUCGUCAUUGUACAGAAACGCAGUCGUGUGUAUUCGGCCAGAAGCUGCAUGAACAAGUGGAAGAUAGAUUGAAAUUCUACGAGACUGGAGAGGCUCCACGAAAGAACAUCGAUGUGAUGAAGGAAGCCAUCGCCGAGUUCGAGGAAAAAAGUCAGGAAGCGAGCGAAGACAUGGGCGAAAAGAAGAAAAAGAAGAAGAAAAAAAAGGAGAAAAAAGAAAAAGCUCAAACUGCUGAGGAAGAGCUGGAGAAAGAUACGACAAUGGAGGACUCCGCAGUCGUGGAAAAUGGUCACGAGGAACCAGGGAGCAGCAAGAAGAAGAAGAAGAAAAAGGACAAAGGAGAGAAGAGAAAGGCAGAGGAGGAAACAGAAGAGGUGGAAGCUGAACCGGCCAAGAGUGAAGAAAGCAGUGAACCUGCUAAGAAAAAGAAGAAAAAGAAGAAGAGAACCGAUGAGGAAUAA
Messenger RNA from Porites evermanni, 7637 nucleotides. NCBI's taxonomy places the organism in Eukaryota, Metazoa, Cnidaria, Anthozoa, Scleractinia, Poritidae. The record is from the annotation of a GenBank genome assembly.